CCACGUUUCCCACCUAGCGAACGGUUUUAUUUUUAUCCAACGACGAUUUUCCAAUUUUCUCGCACGUUGUGUCCUUCCUUCGGGUCCAGUGUUCACCGGAUCGGUUUAUAGGUUAGUGUACGGCCGUGUGAUAUUGUACGUUCGAUAACUAUGCCCGAGUAGGUGGGUGAAGUAACCUCAAAAGUGAUCGGAGUGAAUUAGGAUUGGUUAAAGACCUAAUAAUAUUCCAAUUAAAAAAAAUAAUGAGGUGGCAGUGUAGCUGACCAAAGCCGCUUGGGUAUGGCGACAGGGUACUAGGAUGGACAGGCGGCGGUCAGUGAGGCGACAGGGGCGGCGCUACAGACGGCCUUGGUUCAAAAAAUGCAAAGAAUACGCUAGAAAUUUUAUAGCUUUUCUAUUUAGUAACGUAGGAAUUAUUGGACUUGUGAUAGGAUAUACUAUAGCUGGUUCGUUCAUGAUUCAAGCUUUGGAACGAGGAAAGCCCAUUCCAGUUCAAUUAUAUGCAAUAGGAAAUAGAACUAUGUUCGCCAAGAAGUUGUGGAAUAUAACCAUGGAGCUGAAUGCCAAUGUCAAGUUAAAAGAAAAGGAGUACCGUGAUACUAUUGACGUAGAACUGAUUCGAUUCCAAGAAAUUUUUGUAAAUUUAACAAGAAAAGGAUACGAUGGCAGUGAUGAUGCUUAUGGAUAUAAAUCAUGGAGUUUUGCAGGUGCAUUUUUGUAUUCCCUUACGGUAAUAACAACUAUUGGUUAUGGAAAUAUUUGGCCCCACACACCUCAAGGAAAGAUCGCCAGUAUUGUCUACGCAAUAAUCGGCAUGCCCUUGUUCCUGCUUUACCUGUCAAACAUUGGUGACGUGAUGGCAAAAUCAUUCAAAUGGAUUUAUGCCAAUUUUUGUUUAUGUCGAUGGUGUCCAGGGGUAGCGAAAAGGAGAGCUGAACGUAGAAUUCAAAGGGAUCAACAAAUGAUAGAAGAUGGCAGUUCUGAUAGUCAGAGUAGGAAAAGUAAUUCCUCUAGUGGUUCGCCCGAUGUUAGCAUAGAAAUGACCAACAUGAAUGCCCGACAAUCUGUUACUAGCGACGCUGUCACCAUGACGUCCAACGGAUCGUAUGACGUGGAAAGCGUUAAUGUGCCGAUCACAGUCUGCUUGAUGAUAAUGGUCGGGUACAUAUGCGGCGGUGCCAUCCUAUUCUUCCGCUGGGAGUUUGAUUCUGGCUGGACGUUUUUAGAUGCUUCUUACUUCUGUUUCAUCUCCCUGAGUACAAUCGGAUUUGGAGAUUUUGUCCCAGGAGACAAAAUCUACGGCCAAGGAGAAUUCGACGAGAUCCUAGAAUUAAAAUUCGUAUUUUGCUCCAUGUACCUGAUGCUAGGUAUGGCCUUGAUUGCUAUGUGUUUCAAUCUAAUGCAGGAAGAAGUUAUUAACAAAAUAAGAACCACCGUUCGCACAGUGAAGUACAUUUUCCGUUGCAGAAGAUGACUAAUUAAAGGAUCGUUGGAAGAGUUUCCAGGAAACCACACAGUACGCCGUGAAAAGACUGAAAAUGGAAUUACGUUUGGCUGCCUUUAUUUCUCUUCCGUACGAGGUGCGAUUAAAAUGUUCCCGGAAACUGCUACUUGACUAUGUCGAUUUUUUAAAUGGAUUUUUUUAUUGGACAUAAUAUGAUACUGUCAAUAUUAGACAUCUUUAUUUACAAUUAUAAUUAUUUGACAAUUUCUCGGCCACAAAUUCUACUAAUUAAUAUACUUUAAGCUUCAUUGAGUACCUCUAAAUUAAUAAAUUAGUGGAGCGGAAAAUUUGUUCCUCUAAUUUCAAUGAAAAUUCCAUACCUGUAAUUUUUAACUAAUCAAAACGUGUUUUUUUACAAAUCACUAUGGUAACGGAUAAAUUUUAUAGUGAAAUUUUUUUCCCUUGUGGGCACCCAACAGCGAAUUAUACUGGAAAUUUUUGACGUUUAUAAUGACAGAAUAUC
Molecule: messenger RNA, 1967 nt
Organism: Sitophilus oryzae (rice weevil)
Lineage: Eukaryota; Metazoa; Arthropoda; Insecta; Coleoptera; Curculionidae
Gene: sand
Product: potassium channel subfamily K member 18
Exons: 9
Coding region: 299-1474 (391 amino acids)
Biological process (GO): stabilization of membrane potential; potassium ion transmembrane transport
Cellular component (GO): membrane
Molecular function (GO): potassium ion leak channel activity
Source: RefSeq, a predicted model, not a curated record